AUGGAAAGGUACGGAAAACGGGAAGAAUGUAAAGUUUUGGAAAAUGAUUUAUUAGAUUCGAGUUGCUAGACAUCUUCUAGAAAUGAAGAAAUAACUUUCAGCCAAUUACAACUCGCCAGAGAGUACGACGAAAAGUUUGAUGCUUUCCAAAACGAGCUUAAACAAUGGGAGGAGACAACAGAACGAAAGUGAGUCAUAGUCAUCCUUCGAAGUUCCGUCAUCGAUGUAUUCCUUUUCAGAGAUUUUGUUGGCGCAUUGCGCAUUCUCGUGGAAACCGAAUUCCCCGAGCUGAAGAAAGAGCGGGAAGAUCGGGAGCGAUGGGAGCGCGCCGAACGAAUUCGCGGCGACGACGAGAAGCAGAUGGUGGCGCGGAAGCAUCAGGAGGAGAAGGUGCGCAAAGGCGUGGCAACAUUGCCCCGACUGCUCACCGAGCAAGAACGCAAGCUCGACGAGUGGGUCGAGCCGACCGACCGAAUUGUGCACGAUAUGAAGCACGCGCACCGCAAGUCCAUCCUCGACCGUCUCAACGAAUGGACGCCAGAAGAGCGGGCUCUUUUCAAGAGCCGAGCCGUCGAGCACGUGAAAAUCUUCCACGGACUCACACAGUUUUUCGUCAACAAAUCGCCGUCCGACCUCGUGCUCUUCUACUACAUGAACAAGAAGACAGAGGACUACAAGAAGGAUUUCAAGCAGCGCAAACGGUCCACAAAAUACAAAGUGGCGCCGUUCCCCGGAAACGAGGAGUUGGCCUUCUUUCGAAUGAUGCCGGCUCUCGACUAUUCUGCGUAUCCAAAGAAUUCACUGACGUGCUUCUUCUGUUGUCAGACUGUGAACGGCGUGGAUUUGGACGGAACCCUUUUGCCGAAGGAGGCCUACGAGACAUUUGGUAGGCUUUUUCGAUAGAUUACAGAAGAGUUUCGACCCGAAACGUUCGAAAAGUGGGUCCCUCAGUCCGUUCGCCGCCGAAAAAGGGAACAAUUAUCGGGAGGCUGUCGCGAAAGAAACGUAUAAUUUAUAUUUUUUGGAGCCGGACGGACACGAAAAUUUGUAGCUUUGUACGAAUAAAAUGGGAGCUCCGAGGGGUACGGUAGUCAAAAUGAGUUGCAGAUCUUUGGGAUUACUAUAUCAGGAUUACUAUACGUUCCCUUAAUUUCAGCCAUCUCACCAGACGAGGAUCGUGUCGUCUGCUGUCGUUGCAGAGAAGAAGCCGCCAAAUUGUACAAGGACAAGUGAGCACACCUCUCCUGGACUCUGCAAAUCUUACUCUUUACCCUUUUCAGUCGCUGCUUCGGCAACAGAUGCUCGAAUCAGAAGCGCCGAGUUCGCGGAUCUCGCACAAUUCCGGCCGAGUUCAACGAGCUGCCGGUGCGCACUCGCGCGUACCUCAUGGAUAAACUCAGUUCGACGCGCGUGGCAAUCAAAUUCUGCACCUCGUGCCGCAACCAACUUGCCCGAUGGAUUAGCGAUGUGAGUGUCUCGGCGAGCUCACAAAUGUGUGCAAAAAGAGCUCCACUCUCUCUCACUGCCGCAUCGUAAAGCUCAUAAUUGAGAGCGCAAAGCAAUUAUUCCGAAAGAGAAUAUCCUUCUUUUCUUCACGAGAACGACUAUCAAAUGUGGGCUCGUAAACGUACAGUAUCUCUCUCUCUCUCUUUUUGUCGUGUCGAGCUCAUAAAAGUGAAUGAGAUUUGGCUAUAAAAAUUGUGAAGAAGUGACGCUUCUUCUCAGAAAAAACACCGAAAAGAACUGGUGUCAGACAAAGUGCGUUUGGACAGAUGUCUGUCCUAUUUGAGCUCUCGAGCAGAACAUCAUUUGAAUCGGAUUCAAAUGGCUCCGGUCUUCUUUAGAUUCAUCUCUCAUCCUUUUGGCCGCGUUUCUGACAAAGCGGAUUGGGCUUGAGAAAUUGGGGCAAUUCGGAUGGAAAACGAAACAGAAAAAACUUGAACAUUUUACAGAUACACAGCAAAGAUGAGACGAUGAUCUCGGAGCUCACGAACUACGAGGGACAGGUCGGAUGGAAUGAGAUGGAGAAGACGAAGCUUGUCACGCUGAUCAACGCGUCGGCCACGCUAGACUGGAACGUCAUCUCGGCGGGAAUGAACCGGCGGCCGAACGAGUGCAAAAUGCAGUACGAUGCGCUGAACGGAGUGAAAGCGCAGCCGCUCAUCGAAGAAAUCGACGAUGAUGUGGACGGCGGACAGGACGAGCUCGCAGAUCCGUCCACUCCGCAACCGACGCCCACUCCAACAACCAGAAGAAGCGGACUGACGAGGAACGCCAAGAAAACGUUAGUUUCAACGUGAAUUCCACGUUCUCUAUAUCCAUUUUCAGUCCCAAAACGCCGAGAGUUCCGCGAGCAAGCAACAGACGCAGCGGCGCGGUCACACGAGCACAAGCCGUUCCGAAACCGGUCGAAGAGCUCGGAGAAGAGAUAGACGAGAUGGAACUGGAGGACAACGACGAAGAGGCAAGCAACGGAACCAACGAAAAGGGCUCGAAGGCGCCGAGCAUCAGCGACGGAUCGCCGCCCGGAGACUCUCCCGAAGGCGAGAACGACGGAGAUGAGGACGAGGAUGAGGGGCACAGGGACAACGAUUCGCCGGUGAAGACGUUGAUCGAGAAACCACAGUUGUUGUCGCCAAAAAUCACGUCUGGAGCACUUAUUCCACCCGAUUUUUCGUCGAAUAGAGUUCAGGUAAUUAGGGACUGUGUUACACUAAACAUUUGAAAUUUAAUUUGUAGAAACCCUCCACGUCGCAACCGCGGGCGGAACCCAUGGAUACACGCAACAACGACGAAGAGCUCGACGACGAAGAGGACGAUGUCGUGGAAAUUGAUGACGAGCCGCCAGUGAAGAGGCCGACUCCCGUCACGUCGCUCCUUCACUCUGCCUAUUCUUCAUCUCAAGACGAACAUCACGCCGGAGCCGUGGAAGGGCGUGGCCUGCUUCUUCAGCAAGGACAGCAGUCUCAGCCGUCCGCGCCUCCUCCGCCACAACAGUCGUUGUUGGCCACCGCUGCCGCCGCCGCUGCGGUUGUUUCCUCUGCCGCUACUGGCGCCCUCCCAACCAGAGACGCCGCCCUUUCGCCCUCUGUGCACUCUCAACAGCAGCCAACCGAGGCAGUACAGCCGCCGGUUAUCGUUCUUUCCGGCUCCAACACGCCCGUCGUCGUCGCCUCGCCGGUCCCGAUUGCCCAACCAGUUCCACAGCAGCUGCUGGCUCCACAGCCAGUCUCGACUCCUGCGCAGAUUGUGACACCCACUCCGCUCCGUCCGACGAACACUUCCACGCCAACAACUUCGCAAGUGAACAUGGAUCCGUUAGCACUGCUGCUGCAACGCCAACAGCAAAUCCAAAUGGCACAGGCACAGCCUCAGCAACUACUUAUGCAAUUAGCCCUUAUGAAUCAAAUGCAUCUGGCACAAGCUGCACCGGGAUCUCUGACCGCAGGCACUCCGGCGUUCCAACAGCCGAAACCGCAAGAAUUGGAGAACUUGGCAAAGUUGAUCGCGAGUGCAAACUCGAAUCCGGCGGCACAACAAGGUACUGUUCUCUCUUUCGAAAUCGAUAUUUUCGUAUUUCUCGCACAAAGCUUUCUCUUUUUUCUCUUUAAAAAAUUCUCCAAAUGCACUUUGCAUUCCGAUUGCAUGACGAUCUGACGCCGACCGACCGUUCUGUUUACACCCCCCAAGAAAGAGAGAAAAGAAAGAGAUAGAAAAAAGAGACACAAAAAAUUGUUGCAUUUGUUUUCAAAUGUUUCUUUCUCUUUGCUCACCGGGGACGACGAAUUGAUAAACUUUGGCUUUCUUACAGACUUCCUGAACAUCCUGAAGACACCCGUGCAUAAUACCAAUGCAAUGUACGCUCUCGCUCAGGCUCAACAAUUGCAGCAGCAGCAGCAGUUAGUGCAUCAAUUUCAACAACAUCAGCAGCAGCAGCAGCAACAACUUCAGCAGCAGCAACAGGCUCAAGCACAAGUCGCUCAGGCCGCACAAGCAAAGGCACAUGCUCAAGCUCAGGCUCAUGCCCAAGCUCAAUCAAUUGCUCAUAAGAAAGCCAUGCAUCAGUUCCAGUUCCAGCAACAACAUGCCCAGGCGGUCCCGUCCAACAUGGCCUCUCCAAUUGGAAUCAGCACUACCUAUCAGAAGUCACUGACUCCGUCCGAGCCAUCCACAAGCUCCACUCCCCCCGCGCACCGCCCACGCGCCGCCACAACAACUGCGGCGGCACAUCCGUCGUCGAUGCCGCGGAACGCUGUGCAGGAAGCGGACUACCGACGUUGCCGAGACGAGUUUCUCAGAAACUUGGCCAUCCUCACGCAGAACAAAAGAGAGGAACAGAAGAUGAUAAAAGAUCUCUCGGAUUUCAAAACGAUCCAGAUGAGGCUGUGCUCGCAUCCCGAACUGGACGCCAUUUAUAAUCAGCGGAACGCAGAUCUGGCUGCGUUCCAAGGGAAGACCCAUGAAAUCAACAAGGAAGCAACGAAAGUCAUCGAGCGGAUUCUGCAAAUGUGGCCGGAUCUCGUCAAGACUGCUGAGAUUGAUGAGGUGAGCUCUGACGGUGACAGUUAUAGCUUUGACGUUUACCAUUUCAGGAAAACCGAAAUACGCUUCGCGUUCUCUUAGAGGAGGCCAAUAAAGAACUCUCCAAACAACAGCAACAGAAGCAGCAGCAGACGAAUCAGUACCAAUCACUGAUGCGGCAACAAGCCAUCAUUGGAAUCCGUCACCCACAGCAACAGGUAAGAGUCAGUUCGUGCAAACAGUUUUGCAUGCUCAAAGUGAUGUACACACCAAUUCCGCCGAUUUCCCUCCCCGCGGAACCCCUUUGUUUCUUUGCAGUUCCCGACACAAGCACCCCAACAGCAUCUCCAGCAGCAGACUCAGACUCAGAAGCGGAAGCUCGGCCCACAGAGCAACAUCAAGAGAAACGUGACGCCGUCGCAGGCAUCUCCCUCUUCAAACACACCGAUUGUCAUAGGAAAUCAUCCGUAUCAGCAACAGCUUCAACAACAACACCAGCAGAGGGUUCGUACUUAGUCAUCCGAGCAUGGCGUGCAAUAGAAAGCCCCCCUGUGUGAUAGUAUUGAUUGAUCCGAAGUGUCUCUUCAUAAUCUUCCCCUUUAUUUCAGAACGAAAUCCUUCAACACUAUCAAAACAGCAUGAUGCAGCAACAGAUUGCUUUACAUUUGGCAGGACAGCAGCACGCUGCAGUGGCUGCUGCUCAAACCCAACAGCAGCAGCAGCAGCAGCAAGAGCCCAAGUCGAAGAGAAAGUCUGGAAUCGAGAGCAUCACGAGUAUGCAGGUCGCUCCGCAGCGCCAUAUGCAGUUGAAUGCUCCUCGGAUGCAGGCGGCUCGCGGCGGUAGUCCUGCUCUCCCGAGGGUUCCCGGCAUUUCGGCAGUCCAGCCCGUUGCACCAACGGUAAGUGAAAGCCACGUCAGCUGCCCGUAUUCUGCUCAUUUCAGAAGGCGUCUGCACGAAGUAUCACUGCCGGAACGUCUGGAACCAUGCAGGAGUCGAGCGCGAAAACAUCAAAAGUACGUUUUUUUGUCUGAAAUGCGAUGAUGAUUCACACGGCGUCUUGUUUGUUUUUGUGCCGACGUGUGCACAUGUCCUUUCUUUUUCCUCUUUCUUCUGACGCCACCGCGUCAACCUUUUGUAUUCCUUUCCCCCGAUUGCUAAAAGUACAGUAUCUGAAUAGCCUCAAACCUUUCUUUUCAGGAUCUCGAAGAGAUGGGUGUGAUUCGAGACGGCAAGCAGUUGCUUCAAACCAAAACGACCGUACCGAGCAGCAGCAUCUCUCAGACGGUCUCGCCGGCCAACACGAACAGCUCUGACGAAGUGCAGGUGCUUUGUGAGAUCCCUGGCAAAAACAAUCCACCGGCCUCCCGACGUCUGCUAGCGACCGAUGAGCCGAGAACGGAUUGCGGACGUCAGCUGCAGCGAAACCUUUCGCAGCCGAUGAAGCUGUUCUCAGAGAAGGCGAGGACGAUUGAAGAGAAGAUGGACUGUCUGGCGGUUCUGAUGCAGGCGGAAAUGUCGUUGCCGGCCGGAAGUCGUCCGAUCAACGAGAUAGUGCACACGCUCGAGAACGGCAUGCUUGGGACGGGCGCAACAUGUUCGUAUUCGGACAUCUACGCCGAAGUGCUUCGUAGGCAAGCCGAGCACUGGCUGAAGUUUUAUGAAGAUGCGGUGCAACGAACUGAGAACCAUAGGGCGCAUCUGGCAACAAAUAGCAACAAUGUGGAUCCGAAAGUGCAGGAAAAUAUUAGUGCGUGGCUGAAAGAAGCCAAGGAGAACAUUGCUACUUUGAAAAAGGAGCUGCUGAAGAAGAAUGAGCCAGAAAAGCAGAAACAGCCUCUCUUAGAAAAGCAGAAACAGCCUCCUCAACCUCUAGAAUUUGACAAAUCCACACUUUUGUCCACGCCUACAAACCCUCAUUCUGGAAGUAGCGGAUCCGGAAACCCUCCGCCAGUCUUCCGCCCGAUUGCGACGACUGAGAAUCCGUUCUUGUUCCACCGUCCUUUGACCACUUCCGCUGGCCCGGUCCCCUCCACUUCGGCCGUCGGACACUCAUUUUCCCAGUCCAAUCCCAUCCAACCUCAGCUUGUCCAUCAGCCGGUCACCGUGGCCUCUGCGCCGCCGCCGUCGGUCCCCACUCCGCAAAUGCAACAAUCUCCGUCGAUCGGAGUGCAGACGGCGCCGCAGACUCCGCAGACCGGCCAGCUGCCGGGAAAUCCGUCGUCGAUCCACUCGGGCGCCACGGAUGUCUCUUCGGACGAGGACGAGAACGGCAAGAAAGAGUCGCUGCACCUGCCGCGAAAUUACUAUCCACCCGCCAAAGGUGAGAAGAGAAUUGGAAGAGAAAACUGGAAAAAUGUGCAUAUUUUCAGACGCUGUCAACGUGUUCAAAUCGGUGAUCGAUUGGCGUGCCGACGGCGCGCUGGUCACGACUCCCGCCGAAGCGAGGUACACGGACUACAUUGUAAUCGGAGAGAACGGCAUCAAAUCGGCAAAGGAGUUUGCCGGAGGACCGUGCAAGAAUCUAAUUUACGAGGAUCUGUCGGACGAUGAUGGUCUCUAA
Molecule: messenger RNA, 7083 nt
Organism: Caenorhabditis sp. 36 PRJEB53466
Lineage: Eukaryota; Metazoa; Nematoda; Chromadorea; Rhabditida; Rhabditidae
Source: the annotation of a GenBank genome assembly